GCGGCGGGGAGCCAGGUUGCAGGACCACUGGCCCGCCAUGCCAGCGGUCAAGAAGGAGCUCCCGGGCCGCGAAGACCUGGCCCUGGCUCUGGCCACCUUCCAUCCGACCCUGGCGGCGCUGCCUCUGCCGCCGCUGCCCGGCUACCUGGCGCCACUGCCCGCCGUGGCCGCCCUGCCCCCGGCCGCCCCGCUACCUGCCGCGACCGCCGGCUACGAGGCGCUGUUGGCUCCGCCGCUCCGCGCCCCGCGCGCCUACCUGAGCGUGCACGAGGCCGCCCCACACCUCCACCUGCCCCGGGACCCUCUGGCCCUCGAGCGCUUCUCGGCCACUGCGGCCGCGGCACCGGACUUCCAGCCGCUGCUGGACAACGGCGAGCCGUGCAUCGAGGUGGAGUGCGGCGCCAACCGCGCGCUGCUCUACGUGCGCAAACUCUGCCAGGGCAGCAAGGGUCCAUCCAUCCGCCACCGCGGCGAGUGGCUCACACCCAACGAGUUCCAGUUCGUCAGCGGCCGAGAAACCGCCAAGGACUGGAAGCGCAGCAUCCGCCACAAAGGGAAAAGUCUGAAGACGCUUAUGUCCAAGGGGAUUCUGCAGGUGCACCCUCCGAUCUGCGACUGUCCCGGCUGUCGAAUAUCCUCCCCGGUGAACCGGGGGCGGCUGGCCGACAAGAGGACAGUUGCCCUGCCCCCUGCUCGGGUCCUGAAGAAAGAACUGACCCCCAGCUUCUCAGCUAGUGAUGGCGACAGCGAUGGGAGUGGACCGGCCUGUGGGCAGCGGCCGGGCCUGAAGCAGGAGGACGACACACACGUCCGUAUCAUGAAGAGAAGGGUCCACACCCACUGGGACGUGAACAUCUCCUUCCGAGAGACGUCCUGCAGCCAGGACAGUGACCUGCCCACCCUCAUAUCCAGCCUGCAUCGCAGCAGCCGCCUCGUUAUGCCCGAGCACCAGAGCCGCUGUGAAUUCCAGAGAAGCGGCGUGGAGCUAGGCCUGGGAGGCGCAGGUGACCUGCUGGGCAAGAGACUGGGCUGCUCCCCCCACGUCGGCACUGACUGCCCUUUGGAGAAGAAGGCUCGAAGCAAGUCCCCCCAAGCAGAGACUCUGCUGCUGCCAGAGCUAGGGCCCAGCAUGGCCCCCGAGGACCACUACCGCCGGCUGGUGUCCGCACUGAGCGAGGCCGGCACCUUUGAGGACCCUCAGCGUCUCUACCACCUGGGGCUCCCCAGCCACGACCUCCUGAGGGUCCGGCAGGAGGUGGCAGCAGCAGCGGUGAGGAGCCCCAGUGGCCUGGAAGUCCACCUGCCCUCAUCCACCGCAGGUCAACGUCGGAAACAGGGCCUGGCUCAGCACCGAGAGGGCACCGCUCCAGCUGGCGCCCCAUCCUUCUCAGAGAGGGAGCUGUCACAGCCGGCCCCCUUGCUGUCGCCCCAGAAUGCCCCGCACAUCGCCCUGGGCCCCCACCUCAGGCCUCCCUUUCUGGGGGUGCCCUCGGCUCUGUGCCAGACCCCAGGUUUCGGAUUCCUGCCCCCUGCCCAGGCGGAGAUGCUGGCUCGGCAGCAGGAGCUCCUGCGGAAGCAGAACCUGGCUCGACUGGAGAUGUCGGCAGAGCUGCUGCGGCAGAAGGAGCUCGAGAGCGCGCACCGGCCGCAGCUCCUGGCGCCUGAGGCUGCGCUGCGCCCGCCGGAUGGUGCCGACGAGCUGCAGCGCCGCGGGGCCAUGCUGGUGCUGAGACACAGCUCCGCGCCCGUGCUGGCCCUGCCCCCGCAGGGGCCCCCGGGCCCGGGCCCUCCCACCCCGCCGCGGGAGCCUGCCCGCCGAGCCCCUCGGAAGGGGAGCUCCAGCCCUGCCUCAGCUCGUCCCAGUGAGCCCAAGGAGACCACCGGGGCUGGGCUCUGGGUACAAGAUGGCUCUGAAGAUGAGCCCCCCAAGGACUCAGACGGAGAGGACUCCGAGAUGGUGGCUGUUGGGGGCCAGGGCCCCACCCCGGGUCAAGCCCCAACUGGAGGGGCCAGCUCAGAGGGGAAGGGACUUCUCUCAGGGUCCAUGCUGCCCCCUCCACUGCCCCUGGGCGUGCCCUACAUCAGCCCCUACUUCCACACAGGCACCAUGGGGGGACUCUUCACGGAUGGGGAGGAGGCCACAGCCCCUGAGGAUGUCAGCAAGUGGACAGUGGACGAUGUCUGCAGCUUUGUGGGGGGCCUGUCUGGCUGUGGAGAAUACGCACCGAUCUUCAGAGAACAGGGGAUAGACGGGGAGACCCUGCCCCUGCUGACUGAGGAGCACCUCCUGACCACCAUGGGGCUGAAGCUAGGGCCUGCUCUCAAGAUUCGGGCACAGGUAGCCAAGCGCCUGGGCCGCGUCUUCUACAUGGCCAGCUUCCCUGUGGCUUUGCCGCUGCAGCCACCAACGCUGCGGGCCCCCGAGCGGGAGCUCACCUCAGGGGAGCAGCCCCCAUCCCCCACAAUGGUCCCCUCGCCCUAUGGUGGGGGUCACCCCACUGCUGGCCGAACCUCACCCAAGCAAGAGAAUGGGACUGUGACUCUGCUCCCAGGGCCAGCAGACCCCUCCCAGCCUCUGUGCUGA
Molecule: messenger RNA, 2584 nt
Organism: Molossus molossus (Pallas's mastiff bat)
Lineage: Eukaryota; Metazoa; Chordata; Mammalia; Chiroptera; Molossidae
Gene: SAMD11
Product: sterile alpha motif domain containing 11
Exons: 14
Coding region: 38-2584 (848 amino acids)
Biological process (GO): positive regulation of transcription by RNA polymerase II
Molecular function (GO): RNA polymerase II cis-regulatory region sequence-specific DNA binding; DNA-binding transcription activator activity, RNA polymerase II-specific; protein binding
Source: RefSeq, a predicted model, not a curated record